Messenger RNA from Phlebotomus argentipes, 8969 nucleotides. RefSeq lists its product as uncharacterized. Gene Ontology annotation, biological process: base-excision repair, AP site formation. Gene Ontology annotation, molecular function: mismatch base pair DNA N-glycosylase activity. The coding region runs from base 53 to 1990 and encodes 645 amino acids. NCBI's taxonomy places the organism in Eukaryota, Metazoa, Arthropoda, Insecta, Diptera, Psychodidae. The record is from RefSeq and is a predicted model, not a curated record. The transcript has 6 exons. Gene Ontology annotation, cellular component: nucleus.
UCACGUUUGGUGUGAUUAUGGGCGAGUGCUGAAAAAAUGUGAAGCGCCCUCCAUGCAAGUGGCCACCCUAUUUCGUGAGAGUGCUGCAACGCUAUUAGGCGCCACCACAAUGAACGAAUCAACUGCGUUCGCAGUUCCCUCAAGUCAAUCGCUGGACCUUCAUCCAGUAGCGACAAAUCACGAAGGAUACAAAAUCCUAUCACCGAGCUUAAGGGCUGACAUGCCGGAUGAUGGAUAUGAGACCAGUGUCGGUGACACGCUACCCCGCGUGGUUAAAGCACCCCCAGAUGAUCCAUACAACUUCAUCGAUGAUGAUCUUAGUCACAUGAUGUCUUUCCCAUUUUAUGGAACAGAUGUGAGUGUCCUUGAUAUUCCUGCAACAGUGGCGCCAAAGAAGCGCGGCAGAAAAAAGAAACCACGCGAUGAGAGUACGACCACAAAGGUGCGUGAGCGGAAGAAGCACGACAGAUUUAAUGGUAUGUCCGAAGAAGAAGUGUCAAAACGCACUCUACCUGACCACAUCGCAAACAAUCUUGAUAUCAUUAUAAUCGGCAUAAAUCCUGGUUUGUUUGCCGCCUAUAAGGGUCAUCACUACGCUGGACCAGGAAACCACUUUUGGAAGUGUCUUUACCUAUCUGGACUCACACAUGAACAAAUGACAGCGGAGGAAGAUUAUAAGUUGCUCAAAUUUGGUAUUGGUUUUACAAAUAUGGUGCAAAGAGCAACUAAGGGAUCUGCAGAUCUCACACGUAAGGAAAUCAAGGAGGGUAGCCAUAUACUCAUGGAUAAAUUGAAGCGGUUCCGCCCUAAGAUAGCAGUUUUCAAUGGUAAAUUGAUCUUCGAAGUGUUCUCUGGCAAGAAGGACUUUAACUUUGGUCGUCAGCCUGAGUGUAUUGAAGGAACAAAUACGUACAUGUGGGUGAUGCCAUCGAGUAGUGCGAGAUGUGCCCAAUUACCACGCGCUGCUGAUAAAGUGCCAUUUUACGCUGCUCUCAAGAAAUUCCGUGAUUAUUUAAAUGGUGUGGCCACAGAAGCGGAGCUCGAUGAGCAAGAGUUUGUGUUCAGUGAUCCGAAGUACAAAGUGUGCUGUGAAAGUGAACCAAAAAUGGACAACUGUGUUUCUGACAUUGAGGUAACAAAGAAAAAACGCGGACGCCCAAAGAAGGUGCGUCCUGAAGACGCUGGUGAUGCUGUUAUCGCAAAGGCGAUACUAACAAAGCGUACCAUAGCACUAGAAGGUGUGGCAAAAAAGAAGCGCGGUCGUCCCAAGAAGCUGAGGGAGGGGGAAACGGUGGAGGCAACAUUCUCGUCACCACCAUCCAUUAUUGAAACUAUGCACAACUUCUGCAAAACUUCUACGGCCUAUCAAUCACCACAGAAUUCACAGACAUAUUCUCAUUCUGACCUAUCGUCAGAGAUUAGUGCCGCUAUCUCUUCGGAUCAUCUAGUGGACUCUCCACCGGCUGGAUCACCACCUCUUGGUCCACCUGACUUCGAACCGCCCGCAACAAUGCCCACCGAUGGUGCCAGCCAGCCUGAUCUCAGUCGCUAUUCACCGUACGCUCAUCCAUAUUCACAAGACGAAUGGCGUACAGUUAGAGAGCAACGGGACAUCUAUAAAAUGCCGGACGUAACAACCAAAAGUCUGUCAGGACUUGAAAAUUUGGUGGACCAAAUACCUGCAAUGCGUGAGAUUGACGUAGCACCAGCUCUUCAGACAAUUGAAGACGAAGUAUAUCCAUCUUGUCUCUAUUCUGAUCGCGAGUACGACUUCACGUCUUACUCUUAUCCAACAUACGCAGACGUGGAAGUAACACCGCCAUCAGGAUAUGGCUACAAUUUUGACGGAUCGGCCUAUGGCUACCAGAUGGGUUAUCAGACAUCCAGUUACACGUACACCACCUACCCGCCGUCAUCAUAUCCACCACAAACUGCCCCUUACCGACAGCACGCCUUCAAGCCAGAUCUUACGGGUUACGGUGGCUUUUGAUAGUGAGACGGGGCGAGGCCCAUAAUCUCAUAAUAACAGGGUAGUUACGCCAGAAAGUGCGUGCAGGCAAAUGCAUUACUUUGAUGUAUUUCUUCUGUCUUUGCUGAGCGAAAAUUGAUAGUGUACAAUGUAAGGAAACAUAAUAGAGAGAAUCAAAUUUGCAUGACAACAGUAAAAUUCAAUAUAUAGGUGGCUAUAUCAUUUAUGCAUCCUCUAUUAUUAUAAGAAAAGUUUACUUCCUUAACAGCAAAUGUAUAAUUAUUAUUUUCUGAUUCAGUCAAAUGUGAAAAAAAUAGUUUCACUUCAAAUGGUAACAAUAACUCUUCGUAAUCUAUUAUUUUUUAAUCAUGCAUUAUCAAAAUUAUUAGUCAAACUCAUUCAGAAUUUCGUUUACAGUACUUGUGUAUGGCCUAGUACAUAGUUUUAUGCUAUAAAACAUACAUGGUUUUGCGAGUAACUAAGUUUUACGGCUAUAACACCAGAGAAUUGUCAUUAGAUCGCUUGAUUUCGAUUUCAAUAAUGAACAUUUUCACUAUUUUUAACAUUCAUUUGUGCAAUAGUGAACCAGUUAAAACUGCACAAAUUUUGCUGGAUUACAUGUGCAGAUUAUGAGUUAAAAAGUGUGAAAAGAUAAAUAAAAAAACGUAUGUGUUUCUUUGAAUGUAAAAGAUAUCCAAAACUCUUUUAUACGAUUAUAUUGGGACAAUACUAUACUGACACAGAAGAUUUAACUCGUUAAAAAAUGAUCCGUCUAAACUUAAAAGGAUUACCCUGUUUCCAAUGUUGAGCUGAAUAAGAUGCUCAUUCUUACCAGUAGAAGACGGGAAAAUUGUAAUAUUUUAUUUAAAAGCAGCAAAUGAUACAAGAAAGGAAAGAUGCAAAUUAAUCUAUUCACCGGUCAGACAUUUAAACAUUCAUAUCGAAAUGUUCCCUUUUUCUGCAAUUAGUCGAUUAGUAAUAUUUCUUCGUUUUCCAAUCACCUUAAGUUUUCCAGAAUGGUGUUAGAAAUUGAAGGAAGAAGAGCUUAAAGUAAAUAAUUCUAUUGUAGUUCAUGCCCUUUUUCGCAAUUAAACUAGUUGAGGCUAUAUGCACCCAUUGGGAUGACAAUGACAUUUCUGAAUUAAUUAGUCUUACAAACGGGAAAAUUUAAUUUUAGAACUCAUAAUUCGCUUAUUACAUAAAACUUCCUCUAGAAGUUGUGUUUCAAUAGCGCGUUACGGUGAAACAAUUUUUGGUACUAAUAACACAAUUUUGAUAUAGCAUAUUUAAUCAAAAAUAACAAACGAGCCUGUAAAAGCCGCUUCUCAAAUUUAGUAACAUCAAAUAUGUGUCACAGAAUUGCUGCAAUGAUUUCAUUAAACAUUAGCUUUCGCUGAAAUAUACAUAACAAAUAUAAUUCUAUACUGUGACUUGGACGUCAGAGCUUUCGAUGAACGAAAAGAGCGCUGAAGUCAAAGAUAUCAGUCAAAAGUCAUAUUUUAUGGUAUGCACGCUUGAAACUAUUUGCUUUUAUUGACAACCCCUCAGGUGGUCCUAGAUCAUGUAUACAUUUGUAAUAAGUUUAAAUGAUGGCUUUUUCUUCUUUUUCGUUAAAUCUAUGUGUGCAAUAAAUCGCACAAGGUGUAUUGUGAUAUUAAAGCGCAAAAUACAGUGAAUGAAAAAAUACCAGCAGUGCAGAAAGUGAUGGCAAGUGUGUCGGUACGCUGGAGUGUGCAAAAUGGCGAAAACCUAGGCGACAUAAUUCUCCCCUGUACUUUUUUCAUCCCUGAAGAAGGAGGAAAUAUACCUCCGAAACGUUGAAGCGAAAUAAAAUAGAGUGAGCAAAGAAAAAGGCCGUUCCGUUUUAAAUCUACACACACAAUCCGGCUGACCAAUAUCACAAUCGAAAAAAUACCAGUUAAAAUAUUUAUGUACAAGUAUGAACCUUUUUUCUGUUUUACUACAUUUUCAAAUUGACUCAUUUCAAUUUGGGCACAGUAAAACGUACAGUAAAUCCCAGUGAAGAGCAUGCUAUCUUGGCUCGUCAUACGAUCAAAUAUAUGGUCAAUACAUAGAUUCCUCCAUAUACAUAUAAUCUAUGUGAGAAUGGUAGAGACGUGCACAUUACCGAUUAAUUGUUUAGAAAUCAACCCCAUUUUAAAAAAAUUAGUCCAAUAGAGGACAAUAAAUGCUCGACAAAUAUUAUAACGGCGAAAACACAGCAUUUGUCAGGUAAAAAUUAAUCGAGUUCAUCAUCAUUUCGUCUCUUUCUUCCCCACGUAUAUCGUGUAUUUUCCUUCUUACUCUGGUGGAUAUAUAUAUUUAUAUAUAUAUUUUUCUUUACAUUUUAAAUUAAUUAUAUAUAUUCCUCAUUAAGUACACUGAAAAGAAACGUUUACAUACAGUUCAAAAUUUGUUCGAAUUCAAACCCAUGGGCCUAAAACAUACCGUGACGGAAUUUUAAAUUGGGAAAGUUGAGUAUUUGGAACAAAUCAAGCGACAGCGAAUCUUCAUGCUGAGCUAGAGGUCUGAUUUUUUGCACAAGUAUACUGAUACUUGUGACUAAUUGUCCCAAAAGUUUUCAGUCUUUUUUUUUAUUUAGAAAAAUAACCUAUUAUGCCCAAUUUAUAAGUCGAUUUCUUUACAUCUUCGAAAUAUUUGUAAACUGUCCCUAUUAAAGAAGUUUGACCUUUCCUAUUUGCUUAGGGCUAAUUACUUAAGUUCCUGAGCUAAAAACUUGAAACUUAGUGGGAUAAUUACACACAAGUAACAAUAUAUUCGUGCAACAAAUCAGACCAAUAAAUAGUUCAAUAUGAAGAUCCGCGGUCACUCGUUUUUUCGUAGUACUCAACUUAUGCAUAAAUUCAAAUCAAGGUAUAAUAAGAGACGGAGGAUUUGAAAUUCUGUGGUGUUGUUAAUGUGUUCAGCAAAAUAUUUUAAUACGUAAAUUAUAGUUAACUAAAAAUAAUAACAACAGGGUGAUGUUACAAGAAUAUGAAGAGGCAGGAAAGCACAGGUACACGUAGAGCCAUGAUGUUUAAGAAAUAUCUGAGGUGUCGGAGAAAUGCCCUGGAGGAGCACGCGAAGAGACCAAGUGACGAUCCCUCAGAUAUAAAAGAUUGAAAUCUCCAUUAGGAAAAUAAUAGUUAAAUUAAUCCAUAAUGAAGAUUAAACUUAAUCGUUACUCAUAAAUUUACUUUUAAUUGUUUUUACUUUGUGGAUUAAGUAAUUGCUAUACAGAUGCCUUCUUAUAAUGCCCAUGUGAGAAAGAUUGUAAUCUAUUUAUCUCAGUUUCAACGGUAAGAGAAUCAACAUGAGGUAUUCCCCAAAGGCUCAAAGUAUGCUGUAUCUUAGAACAUGGUGUUAUCAGAUCUAACCCCCAUCACUCCUUCCGCUGAUGAUGAUGUUUCAGAAACGGCGAUAUGAGGGGUGAGAUUUCACAUUUUUACUAGCCUAUAUCUCCGCUCUCGUACCAACACAUUUCGAUAAACUCUUCACUAGAAAAUUAAUCUAGACCAAGGGGUUGCUAACGUCGGAGAUGUAGCCAAAAUGAUUGGAGAUGAAGCUAUCAAUUUUUACAAAAUUUCUUGAUAUUCGCGAAUGGUCAGAAUUAAUUGUAAUUUAGGUUUUUUUUUAAAAAAACAGACGAAGCCAUAAAAAAUUUGAAUUUCGUGCAAAUGCCUCAAAAUUUCAUGCCGACAAGGAAAUGAAACAGCAUUUAAAGAUAUUUCGGUAUAGAAUUUGCCGAGAAGCUAUACUUAAGAGUUGAAUUAAGUGUCAAUUUAGCAAUGUUUAUCCCAAAUUAGUGAUUAUGAUGAGCUUAGAUUAUUUUUCUGUAAAAAAUGAAAGUUAUAAUAUUGAAUUUUAAUUUUAAAAGCCUUUCCUUGGUUUAUAUUCAACGUAUUUCGGGCUAUUCCGUUCUUUGAUUUAAACUUUUAUAUUCCCUCCAUUCCUAAUUCGAUAAGGCGCGCGAGACCGUGGGGGGCAUCAGGAAGUACUUACAGGCUGCUGCUCUGAUCAGCGACUCAUCCUAACUAAUAGCUAAAUGUUUAAAAGUCUCAUUUCUUUUUCUUUUUUUCUUUUCUCACUUAUCUGUAUUGUUCUUACUCCUUGUCGAUUCUUAGUCUCUUUUUCCACUCUUCUUUUCUAAUUAGCAAAUUGUAAGAGGGUUAUGCCCUAAAUUUUGCUCAAAAUAAUAAAUAAAAUUAAAUAAAAAUUAAAUUAAAUUAAAUUAAAAUUAAAUAAAUAUUAUGUUUUCGAAAUCGUCUAGUUACAUCAGUUACAAAGACUAGUAGUAUUUCUGAUAAUUCUUUCAGAACAUAUAGUUUCAAAUUUGAUUAGCUGAGAAAGCAGAACAGAGAGCUGAGUCUUGAAAAUGGUCAAAAUCAGAAUCAACAGAACCUCAUCGAUUUUUAACUUGUUGACAUGAUCACAAUUUCGAAAGUUUCGUUAGUCUUUGUUGGUUAUGUCUAUGGUUGAUGUUAAAAAAAAUUUUAUGGUAAGGAUUAUAUAUGACAUAAUAAAAUUUGGAUUAUCGUUGCCUUGACACUGCAAAGAAGGACUCUCAGGGACUAGGUAGGAAUAAUGUGGUGUUGAGGAAAUUACACUUUGUCGAACGCGGCAUGGAAAGAAAUCAUUUGACAUCAAAAGCGUUCAAAUGAAAGGCAAAUUAACAAAUUCGCGGGUUGUAGAGUUAGAUUCAAGGUUAGAUUUGACUUCAUCAAACUCUAUGAUGGUUUUCUUUUUCGGAGUAAAAAUAGUGAAAAUGCAAUAAAUGGGUGGCGAAAAUGACGAAUAGUAACAUUUAUAAAAUAUAAUCACUAUUUUCUAUCCGAAUAUCCACUCAAUUUUUUCAUUCUCCGUUUCUGAGCCUCUUACGCGCGCAAGAAAAUAAAUGCUUAUAUCUCAGCUGUAAUAUGGAAAAUUAUAAAUAUAAUAUUAAAAAUAAUUUUAAAAAAUCAUUCUAUUAUUUCGAUGUUUUCAUGUUAACACGAGUUAAUUGAUUUUGAGUCAAUUUUAACUCGGUUUCUGACUGAUUUUUAUUCAAGACUCGCAAAUUUCUCAAAAUCAGUCAAUUUCCACUAAUUCUGAUUUUGACGAAUUUUAAGACUCAGCUCUCUCUUUAUUUUUGUGCUCAAAUUCCUCUCUUUCUUGAUCGGUAUCACGCCAAAAAGUCAUAGGGUGUGUGUAAAAGGGGAAGGACAAUGACGCGAAAAUGCAAUUUUAGUCGCUUCCCAAACGAGUAUAGUAGAAAACAAGGUGAAAAAUUACAUUUUAGGCUUUAAAAGGACUUUUUACGAGAAGAUUCAAAACCUAAGGAUAACAUUAAAGCGUUAAAGAGAAUGCUAGGAAAGAUUCUAUUGGAAAAUUGAUAACUUCAAGCAUGGAAAAAUUUAAUCAGCUGGGAUUUUGAUCACAAAUGCAAAAAUUGAGAAGUGUUUCGAGGAAAAUAAAAAUUUGCAGCACAGUACUGGUAAUUGCGGUGAAAAAAGAAUCUUGGUUGGUAGUUUAUUUGAAAAAAAAAUGGUCGCAGAAAAGCCUUUUCCUGUAGUCAUUUUCUUUGUCAUUUAUUUUUAUUAUUUCAAUCCUUAUUGGAUCACGAAAUAUUUUUACGACGAAUCAAAUCAACUGGAAAUUCCAGAAUAAAUUGCAUCUGCGUGCAUCGCGAUGCAGUCGAGAUGCCCUUGAGCAGCAAGAUGCUGUGGCACUCAAAACCCACAUUAGCAACCCCUUGAUUUCGAUGCAUUUCACUAGAUCACAUCUACAAUCAGCUUGUGACGUUAUAAGUAAAGUUUUCACGCAUGUAUUUCGACCAAAUCAUUUAACAUUUAGAAAAGAUAUUAGUAUAUUUUAUUUCAGCAAUGGAUUUAUGCUAAAAUUGCUCAAUUUUGGAAAAUACAAACAGUUGUUGAAUAUAUCGUAAAAUGUGUCCUAUAAGAAGCCAUAAUAUUAAUACUAGCACAAUAUUGAGCUCAGCUUCUUACACAUUUGUCGUUUUUCUUGUGACAAAUUCAUUUAUUUGGGUUUUCCCCAAGUUCUCAUGGUAAUUUACUUUCAUAUUUAAGUUUCACGAACAAUUCCUGUAUUGCAAUGUUAUGAUAAGUAAAAAGAAACUGCGGUUUUUAAUCAGAAAAGACAUUACUCAUUUGUGUAAUUUUUGCCAAAAAAAUCUCCUAAUUACCAGAAAAUUAAAGUCAAGGGCACCGCAAAGGUUAAGAGGGUCUUAAUUAGAGAUCGUAUACAAUAUUUCGUGUCUUUUGAUUUAAGUUAUGGGAGAAAAGUAAUCGUCAGGAUACAAAAUCAAUUUUUGAUUUUGUGAAACGACACUGUAAAAAUAGGCUAAAUUUAUACAAAAACUCUCAAACUUCUACGAUAUUUCACAUAAAUAAGACAUCGUUCCAUAAUAAUGUAAUUCUGGCACAAUUCUAUUGCAUGUCAGACAAUCUCUAAAAAUAUACCAUAAUUUUUCACUGUUGUAACAAGACUGGAGUUAUGGCAGUUAAAAGUUCGUAUUGGAAUACACUAUAAUUUCUUUUUAUGUGUCCCAUCUUUUUAUCUUAAUCUCACUUGAAGGGUUUUCAUUUUCAAAAGUCUACAACUGCUGAGAAUAGAAGUUUCAAUUUUUAAUUGCAAUUUUCAGUUUAUGUUAAUUCGAAAUUGCUACAUUUCAAGUUGAUUAUAGAGAAAAGUACAGUACAGCCUUGUUGCUUCACAUAACAUAGGCACACAUAUUUUGUUUUGCUGUAACAUAUCAUAAAAUAGAAUAAUAUUGAAUGGUAGUUAAAGAGCACGGUACUUAUAUGAAAUUACUUAUGCCUAUAUAUUACUUAUAUGAAAAUAUCGAUCGUGACACCUCUGUGAGGUAGCAUAUAAACAAAUUCUGUUCAAAUCAAUUUUAUUAUUUAAAUAUGAACGCAUACUUAUAAAUUGAACAAUAAAUUUUGUAAUUUGGUUUGAGAGGUAAUAGCGGAUGCAAAAAAUGAUAUACAACGACUUAAAA